AUGUCUGCCACUCAAGGAAUCAGUGUUGUUGAAACAUUCAAAGCAAGACAUUCAAUUCGAACUUAUAACGGAAGGUUUGCUCAAGAACAUAUGACAAUUGUCCGCACAAUUGUUGAUGAGUCGAAUAAAUUGAAAACUCCAUUUGGAACAACAGCAGAAAUAGCUGUUACUGAACCAGGAAUUAGUAAGUUUGGUCUUGUUUCCGGUGAAGGAGGUUGGAUAGUUCUCAAAGUUCCAGAAAACAUUGAUCAAAAAUCUCCAGAAUACAAAAAAUUCUUGCUUGAUUCAGCAUUCAAAGGAUGCAUUGCAGCGAUGAAAUUGGUACAAAAUGGAAUUGCAACUAACUGGGUAGGAGGAACAUUCGACUCAAAGACCGUCGAUGCCAGAUUCCCAGGAUUUAAGAUUGCAUGUACAAUAGGAUUCGGUAUUGAUUCUGAGAAAAAGAAAUUCGCUGACUAUGCAGCAAAAUGGUUCAUGAAAGGAGAUAGACUUCCUUAUAAAACUCUUUUCUAUGAUGAGGUUGCUAAGAAGAUGAUUGAAAAGCUUCCUGAAGGUAAAUUAGGAGAAGUUUUAGAAUGCGUUAAAUGGCUCCCUUCUGCUUUAAGCAAGCAACCAUGGAGAUUAUCAUUUAAUGCACAAGAUAACAAAUUCAAGAUUUUUGAUUCUCAAAAUCUUGAUGGGUUUAGUCCUUUGGAUAUUGGCAUUAUGAUUGGAGGCUUCUAUUUCUAUUCUGAAGGUAAAUGCAUAAUUGAUGUUAAUAAAUUAGAUGAAACUUUUCCAAAAGGCGGACAGUACAUCUGUUCAAUUAAGUUAUAA
Trichomonas vaginalis G3 is the source of this 816-nucleotide messenger RNA. Its product is annotated as putative TM nitroreductase family. The record is from RefSeq and is a predicted model, not a curated record. The transcript has a single exon. Gene Ontology annotation, molecular function: oxidoreductase activity. Bases 1 to 816 code for a protein of 271 amino acids. NCBI's taxonomy places the organism in Eukaryota, Parabasalia, Trichomonadida, Trichomonadidae.